UAAGUUUAUGAGUAGAGGCAACAGACUUAUGCUGCGACGACCCAACUUGAACAAAGUUGCAAAGAUCAAAACCAGUUCAUCCAAAAACCAGAAAUCAUCAAAAAUGGAUCCUCAAAUCUGGCACAAGAUUGCUGCUAUAUCUGGUGUAGCUGCUGUUGGGUUAGGAGCUUAUGGUGCUCAUGGUUUCAAGCCCCAAAACCUCACUUACAAAGAGGUGUGGAAUACUGCCUCACUGUACCAUUUGGUUCACACUGCUGCCCUUCUUGCUGCGCCUAUCACUAAACAUCCAAACAUUUUUGGAGGGCUGCUAACUGGUGGGAUUAUGGCUUUCUCUGGAACGUGCUAUGCAGUUGCACUUCUUGAAGACAGGAAAUACUCAACCUUAGCCCCUUUUGGUGGCUUUGCAUUUAUUGCUGCUUGGGCAAGUUUAUUGUUUUAGGAGAACGGAUGCCCAGAGUUAGCAAGCAGCAGUUGCUAAACUUGAUUGAUUCUGCAGAUUUAUUGAGCAUUUGGUGAAUCAAACGGGCUAGUCACACUUUCCUGUUUCACUUUCUGUAAAAUAGCAACGGAACUGGUGGAAAUAUUCUGUAAGCACCAUUCGACGUUCCUUGAAUGUGUAAAAGAGAAGUUGAAGUUCAGUAUACUGAAUGCUGGACCAUAUAACUUACCAAUAAAGUUGAUUUGAAAUUUCCUAAUACAAAGUUAAUGCUAAGUUCGAGCUUUCA
Solanum verrucosum is the source of this 725-nucleotide messenger RNA. RefSeq lists its product as uncharacterized. Bases 8 to 439 code for a protein of 143 amino acids. Lineage: Eukaryota; Viridiplantae; Streptophyta; Magnoliopsida; Solanales; Solanaceae. The record is from RefSeq and is a predicted model, not a curated record. The transcript has 5 exons.